AUGAGUUUUGUUGACAAGUCUGUGGAACCCGGCGCCAGUGUCUUGCUUCACCAUAAGACUGUGAGCAUCGUUGGUGUUCUCACAGAUGACGCGGAUCCCAUAGUCAGCGUCAUGAAGCUCGACAAGGCGCCUACGGAGUCGUACGCGGAUAUCGGUGGUUUGGAGCAGCAAAUCCAGGAGGUGCGGGAAUCUGUAGAGUUGCCACUGCUCCAUCCGGAGCUGUACGAGGAGAUGGGUAUCAAGCCUCCGCGGUGUCAUUCUCUUACGGUGCCCCGCGAGUUGAUUCAGAAGUAUCUCGGUGACGGCCCCCGGUUGGUUCGCCAACUGUUCCAGGUUGCUGCCGAGAAUGCCCGUCAAUCGUCUUCAUCGAUGAAAUCGAUGCUAUCGGUACCAAGCGUUACGAUUCGACAUCAGGUGGGUGAGCGUGAAGUCCAAAGAACUAUGCUGGAGCUUCUCAACCAGCUUGAUGGUUCUGAUGACCGCGGUGACGUCAAGGUGAUCAUGGCCACCAACAAGAUCGAGUCUCUUGAUCCCGCUCUGAUCCGACCCGGACGUAUCGACCGAAAGAUCUCUUUGAGAAUCCUGACCAGAAACACCAAGCGCAAGAUCUUUACACUCCACACCAGCAAGAUGUCACUUAAUGAGGACGUCGAUCUUGAGGGAGUUUAUCGCGCAGAAGGAUGAUCUGUCAGGUGCCGACAUCAAGGCUAUUUGCUCAGAGGCUGGUCUGAUGGCUCUUCGGGAGCGCAGAAUGCGGGUACAGAUGGCCGACUUCCGCGCCGCUCGCGAGAGAGUGUUGGCGGACGAAGCAGGAGGGUGAGCCUGAGGGGUUGUACUUAGAAGUUGACGCAUUUGUAUGAUGAGACGUAAUUAUGGUUGGGGAGGCUUAAAGCGCAACGAAGAUGAGACAUAGAUAACUUGCUAGUUGCGAUGUCAUUAAACAGCGUGCACUCUGCAGAAGUGAUAGCCCUA
Podospora pseudocomata is the source of this 972-nucleotide messenger RNA. Its product is annotated as ATPase of 26S proteasome regulatory subunit 4. Gene Ontology annotation, molecular function: ATP hydrolysis activity; ATP binding; proteasome-activating activity. Lineage: Eukaryota; Fungi; Ascomycota; Sordariomycetes; Sordariales; Podosporaceae. The record is from RefSeq and is a predicted model, not a curated record. Gene Ontology annotation, cellular component: proteasome regulatory particle, base subcomplex. The transcript has 3 exons. The coding region runs from base 1 to 684 and encodes 227 amino acids. Gene Ontology annotation, biological process: proteasome-mediated ubiquitin-dependent protein catabolic process.